UAAAAAUAUUAAUGAACGUUGAAAUUAAAAUUGUGCUAACAAAACCAAAUAUUUAAAAAAAAUAUCAAGGAAUAAUAAUAAAUAUCGAUAAAGUUCAAUAAUCCACUAAUUAAAAAAAGGAAUUACUGUGUGUGAUACUGAAUUGUGUUUUUUUGGUGUUUAAAAACAAAUCUUUUUUGUUACCUGAAAUAUAUCAUCAUCAACGAACGGAAAUAAUUCGCUGCGGCACAAAUUAUUGUGAAUCCAGAGAGAGAGAGAGAGAGAGAGAAAGACACACUUUCUUUGAGAGUUUUUUUUUUUGAAUCUCUGAUCCGUGACGAGGAGGAAAAUUAAGAGGGGAAAUAACAUAAGAUGAAACCACCAGCGUAUAAUGCCGAGGAAGUGCAACAAAUCUCCCAGGAACAGGGGGAGAGGAACGUCGCGAUGGCAGUUUGUGUUCAAUUGGCUGGCCGGGCAAUUAUCAGGGUUGUUUCGCGAUGUGAACAGGCACAGGAUAAUUGCGACUUAGAUCUCUCGGAAUGUCAACUAAUGCAAGUACCUGACGCUGUCUAUCAUCUGAUGAGACACACAGAAUUAAAAAAAUGCGAUCUCUCUGGCAAUGUAAUUACAAAAAUUCCACCAAAAUUUGCUGUCAAAUUUUCGUUAAUAACAGAAUUAAAUUUGAGUCACAAUCAAAUGAGCAAACUACCCGAAGAGCUUGCCGAAUUGCAAGCUUUGGAAAGACUCGACAUUUCUCACAACACUUUUAUUGCUCUGCCUACUGUGGCUUGUAGAAUGUCACAAUUAAAACGAUUACUCGCCAACAAUAAUUCAAUCAUUGAAAUCGACGUUGAAAGGUUGAAACUCUCACCAGCAUUGGAAUUCAUCGACUUGAAGAAUAAUCCGUUAACCGGCAGAUUGCAUGACUUGCUUGGGUCCUUUGCGAGGAUACAAAUCGAAAUUUCGCCACGACAACUCGAAGACUGGGAAGAUCUCAGCGUUUGAGUACUUUUUCUAUUUUUUUUAAAUAAAGGCCAAUUUUCAGGCUUUUAUUUCAAAAGUAAUAUGGAAAACACAUUACUGCCUCUGUUCUUGAUUAAUUUCCAGGACACUGCAAAGGCAAAUUAGAAGAAAAGAAAAACGAAAAAAAAGAUUAGACAGAAUUUUGUACAGUAAAAAAAAAAAAGAAAAAGAAAAAGAAACGUAGAAAAACCAAUUU
Messenger RNA from Leptopilina heterotoma, 1198 nucleotides. It is a transcript of the gene Sclp, whose product is annotated as leucine-rich repeat-containing protein 20-like. Gene Ontology annotation, molecular function: protein binding. NCBI's taxonomy places the organism in Eukaryota, Metazoa, Arthropoda, Insecta, Hymenoptera, Figitidae. The record is from RefSeq and is a predicted model, not a curated record. The transcript is spliced from 4 exons. Bases 352 to 984 code for a protein of 210 amino acids.